This is a messenger RNA of Gasterosteus aculeatus aculeatus (three-spined stickleback), 9043 nucleotides long. The record is from RefSeq and is a predicted model, not a curated record. NCBI's taxonomy places the organism in Eukaryota, Metazoa, Chordata, Actinopteri, Perciformes, Gasterosteidae.
CACACCGACUCGAUCAUUUCCAGGCCGGGUAGAACCCCAGCAACACCGCUGAAAUCGGUUCAACCUUAUGAAGAUUGGGCUUUUUUCAAUCUCUAUCCAUCCUCUGAGUAGACAACGUUUUGUGGAAAUAUAUCACUGUAGCUGAUCAGAAGAUACACCAAGUCGUUGAGUUGAAUCAGAAGGCACUGGGAAGAGGCGCAAACAAAAAUUUCCAUACUAGAUGACAUUACAUCGCAAUGUCCGAUCGUUUGGGGCAAAUAACCAAGUCCAAGGAUGGGAAAAGCAAGUACUCCUCACUUAGCCUAUUUGACAAGUACAAGGGAAAAUCAAUAGAAAAUCAGAAAAACGCAGUAGUUCCGCGACAUGGCUUGCAGAGUCUUGGCAAAGUGGCCGCAGCCCGGCGCAUGCCCCCGCCUGCUCACCUGCCGAGCUUGAAGUCCGAAAACAAAGGAAACGAUCCCAACGUGAUUAUUGUGCCAAAAGACGGUACAGGAUGGGCGAACAAGCAGGAACAACCCGAUCAAAAGAGUUCUAUUGCAUCAAUACCACAGCUGCCGGAGUUGCAGCCACAGCUGGCUUCACAGAAAUCUGUCUCCAAUCUUCAGAAGCCCUCACCGGUAGCCAACCAGGAGAACACAAACACAGGUGGGCCAAAGCAAUGGGCCCAGCUAAACGGAAAGGCAGUAGAGCAAGAUGGUUUAAGGGCCUUAAACAGACUUCAGCCCUUCUCUCACGAGGAAUUUCCCACGCUGAAGGCAGCUGGAGAACAGGACAGGGCUGGCAAGGAAAGAAGCGGCUUCGAUCCGUCGUAUGGGCCCGGACCAAGCCUCCGCCCCCAGAAUGUGACGAGUUGGAGGGAAGGUGGUGGCAGGAACCUUCAGCCCUCAUCCCUGACCCUCGGCUCGCCGGCGGAUCCCGAGGGUAAGCUCCCUGCCCUGGGUGAGAACGGCAGCCCACCCGCCUCAUCUCACCCCCCUUCUGCCACCGGCACGACCUCAUCCAGUGUAGUGACGGCUCAGUCCCCAGUCCUUGACCCGAAGGAGCUCUCGCUGCGACCCGCCCAGCCGGUCCGCAGAACAACCGUCCCUACUGCUCUGCAAUAUCAGCUUCAUCACACUUCAAAUGCCGUCUACCACGACAUGUUGCCUGCAUUUAUGUGCUCUAAAGACACACGUGAAGCCCCAGGUACCGACCACGUUCCUGCUACUGUAGCAGCUCCAGCCAGAUUUGACAGCAAACCUACAUUUAAACAGACAUACGCCAAACCUGAACUUGUCAAUGGAGACGUGAGAAGAGAGAACCGCUUUGUUCGUGCUUCAACUCGACCCUCUUCUCAGCCCAUCCGAAGACCUGGUGAAAGACCGCAACGUCCAGCCAUCAUUAAUCCCGAGGACCUGAAGGACCUGGAUGAGCUUGACCACGACUGUGAGGAUGGGUGGGCAGGACUACAUGAGGAAGUUGACUACGGUGAGAAGCUUCAGUUCAGCGAUGACGAAGACGACCACUCCGGUGAUAAAAAAAGGCAAUGGACUGAAUGGGAGAGGGAGAACCUGAUUUCAGCUGAGGUGCCUUACCCCCAGGAGGGCACGGAGGAGAGCUACUCCUACCAACCUUACCAUCAUGAGCAGCCCAGGAAGACCAACAGCAGAUAUCUCUCUACGGACACCCCGGCCCUGCAAACAAACCAAGGAGAGCCACUGGCUGACCAGGAAGAGCGCCAGUCUCAGGCCCCAGCGAGGGCAAAGUAUGUGUCACCCGAGCUGCUGGAGGCCGUUGAGAGAGCUCGCAGGCGCCGGGAGGAGGAGGAGAGGCGCGCCCGCGAGGAACGCCUGGCGGCCUGUGCUGAAAAACUCAAAAAGCUGGAUGAGAAGUUUGGGAAGAUUGAAAGGCAGACAUCGAGAACAGAGGAGGGCCAAAAAGAGGGAGAGAACAAAGAAGUUCCACUUUCCCCAGACAGGGAACAGAUUAAAGGCCACAAUGAGAACUGGCAGUACAGCAUCAAAGAUGGAAGCGAGUGUCCCCAAGACACCUCUCCCGGCCACAGUUACCGCGAUGAACCCGCUUUCUCUAACUACCGUGUCAUUGAGGAUGAUUGCCCGGAGCCCUCAUCCCCCUCCGGAGACUACAGCGGACGUCAUCCCUCCAAACCUGUCCCACCCCGCUUUCAAAAGCAACUGCAGCCUCAACAGCAGCAGCAGCCGCCCCAGCCGCCGCCCCAGCCGCCGCCGCCGCAGCAGCAGCAGCAGCAGCAGCAGCAGCAGCAGCAGCAGCAGCAGCAGGAACAAGUAUACAAAAUGCAGCACUGGCAGCAGUCUGCUCACCCGGCCACAUCCGGCUCAAGCCACAGCCAGCGAGGCUACUAUCCCCCACAUGUUCUCGGGUUCGACCCCCGCUGGAUGAUGAUGCCUCCUUUCAUGGAUCCCCGUAUGACCCAAGGACGCUCUCCUGUGGACUACUACUCCGGGGCUGUCCACUCUUCAGCAGGAAUGAUGAAACCCAUGAUCCAUCAAGACCACCUGAACAGCCCUGGUUCCGAUGAGGGAUGCCACUCAAACCUGCUCCAGGAGAGGAGAGCACCUUCCACCGAGCCUUACCCUAUUUGGAACCAAGAUGGCUACCCCCUGCGCAGCUUCACUCCACCUUACCAGAGACCGCACGAAAGCUUGGACAGUGGGCAGCUAGAUGACAGAAGUGAUAAGGGCGGCCCCCAACACGACUCCUAUGAAGAGAGGGCCAGUGAGUGCUUAACCCACCCCCGCGAUGACAUCCCCCAUCAUGUUUACCAGAGCCGCGGCCCCGACAGAGAACACCAACACCACGACCAAGGCCUGCUGUCCACUGCUCAGAACCACUCCUUCAAUCAAGCCGAUAGUGAUUACCCGAAACAAGACACCCGGGUCAAGCAUCAGAAAGACGGCGGUGAGUCUCACGACGAGACCGGAGAGGCCUCAAAGGACAAUUGGAAAAGAGAUGGAGGCCAGAAACAAGAUGGCGGACUGAAUGUCCAAAGCCAGUGGGCCGAGCCCAGUUCCAGUUCCAGCGGUAGUGUCAGCCAGCCAUCUGAGAGCAGUGGGCGCACCUUGACUCGCAGAACGGGACCCAUCAAGAAGCCAGUACUCAAGGCCCUUAAGGUCGAAGACAAAGAAAACGAGAAGCCGAAACCCGAGCCAGAGGAGAAGCCCGUCCCUUACCGCUUGGAGAAAGAAGUCCUUACCAACGUCUACGACUUGAAGAAAGAUAACCAGCCUGCCAGCAACAGGCGCUCCGUGUCACCCGUUAUUGACAAACAUCCCGAAGAGAGGCAGCGUCAGUCGCCAGGUCCCACCAAGAUGGACCCUCGGCCCCUGAGCACCCACAGUGAUGACGCUCCCAAAGAGAGCCCAUGGGACAGCGGCCAGAACCAGUCGCCUAGAGAGAGCCAAGAAAUCCGGGAGCCCCAGGCGCCGCGGCGCAAUAACUGGAUCUUCAUCGAUGAAGAGCAGGCCUUUGGCGCGGUCAGGGGAACGGGGAGAGGCCGCAGUCGGGGUUUUAGGGAAUUCAGCUCGAGAGGCGGCCCCCGCGGAGGCCGAGUUGGAGACAACCUCCGGGGGGCUUACACUAACAACAACCCCAACAACAACAGCAGCGGGACGCAGCGGACCGGCAGGGGCCGAGCAACCAGGGACCUCGUCGCGGUGGAGGAGUUCCAGAGAGGCAAGCCCCGUAGGCGCAAUGUCAGUGAGACCUUAAGCGAAGCCUCCGAGUACGAGGAGCUGCCCAAGAGGCGCCGUGAGAAGGGGUCUGAGAAUGGCGACGGUUACGCCGAGUCCGCAGAAGUCCGCAAGGCUGAUAGAGACUCAUGGAGAUCCAACAAGGUGUACGCAGACGAACAGGCGGCCCAGGACUCCAGAGAAAAGGCCAAGGCUGGCAGGGGUUUCGGAGGUCGUGUGCUGCCUCCCAGGCUGAACACCACUGGAAGCUACAGUCGCGGCUUUGGAGGACCCAGGGACAUUUCUACAUGGAGGGGCCGCGGGCCCCAGUUCACUGGGGCAGGUGGCUCCAUGCAAGAAAAUGGUUACUGUCCUGGCGGGGAGCCUACUUACUCCCGCCAACCCCCGGUCGAGCGCGAGGCUCUCAAGUACCCGCCCAAAUUCCCCGGCUCCUUCACGGAAAAUGGCACAGAGGCCGGCGAGGGAGAGUUCUACUUUGACAACGAUAACCCCGACAGGCAGCUGAUACGGAGGCGCCGUCCGCCCCGUCAGGACAAGCCGCCGCGCUUCCGUCGUCUCCAACAAGACCGCGAGCCGGGCUACAACCAGUGGACGAGCGAGGAGUACGUAAACGGGGACUUUGCUAACCCCUGGCCUGGCCGCCCCAAAGGCAGCGGGGAGGACAACUGGCCCACCGGACACUACUCCGGCCUGCGGCCCGCCCAGCAUGGUCAGCCGGAGGAGUGGGAGACCGGAUCCGAGAACAGCGACUUUGACUGGCGAGAGAAGCGAGGCGGCGGUGUGGCCGGCGGCCCGAGUCACGGUGACAUUCCCUCGGAGUCUGGCCAUAGUGAGCCCGGCUCCGGCGAGAAGAGGGAACUGUGCAAGAGAAGCUUCUCCAGCCAGAGGCCUCUGGUGGAACGGCAGAACAGGAAAGAGCCGUCACUGCUGGAAGUGAGCAAGAUGGCCCGUACGCCCGACAACGGCUCCUCCUCCUCCAACAGGAGUGACAGUUGGCAGAACGGAGGGACUUCUUGUAAAAGCAGAAGCACAGAUGAGUCCGGCGCGGUCUACAGCAUAGAGCAGCCAGAGAACCGGGAGCCCAAUGAACUCUCUGGCAAGAAAUUAGAUAUGGAACUGAAGCAAGGAUCUACCAAGACGGAAAUAACAGAACCUCUUUCCCAGUAUGAGCUCAGCAGCUAUCCGAUCGAGGGGGACUCGGGACCAGUUUCAAAUCCAGAUGGAUACCAGGAUGCCUUGGUCAAGAAGCAAAGACGCCCACAGGAGGACGACAGGAGGAGGAAGGAGCAGGGGUCUGCUGUUCCGCUGAAGAACAGGACGAUCGCAUCCAAGAUUCCGCCACGAUUUGCAAAAAAGCAGGGAAGCAUGAGCAUUGAGCAACCGGAGGAAGGGCUGUCUUCCAACAACCUGGGAACUGAAAUCUGGGAGACCAACAGCUCAGCUCUAUCAGUGCAGUCUUCAGGCGGGGACUCGUGGACUAAACAGGUGUCGUACACUGGGAGCGAGCCCAACUCUGAGGACUCUGAUGCUGGACUCGAGCAGACCAAGGAGCAGCACAAGCCGGGGCCCAUUGGAAACGAACGCUCCCUGAAGCACCGCAAGGGGCCCGAGAGAGUCGAUCGCCUGGAAGGUGACCCGAUAGCGCCGGUCAACGGCGUGGACCUCCACGUGGACACGGUGCUGCCGGGGCCUCCCAUCGAGUUCGGGGUCAGUGCCAAAGACUCUGAUUUCAGCCUCCCGCCGGGUUCCGCCCCGGUCGCUGUGUCCAAUCCUGUCAACAAGCUUCAGGAAGCACUUUCUACCAAUACUGCUCUCAAUCAGAGUAUCACCAUGCUGCGUUCCACCCACCUGCAGCCCGGCAUCAACCUCAACCCCAUCUCCUUCCCCAGUGCUGACCUCACGCUCAAGAUGGAGUCGGCGCGCAAAGCGUGGGAAAACUCUCAGUCCCUGCCUGAGCAGGGCUCCCCUGGCGGAAUUUCUUCCGGAGCUCAGCCUGCCUGCAGCGUUGGCUCCUCCAGUGGUGUUAGCUACAGUUCCUUUGGGGGGGUUUCCAUGCCUCCGAUGCCUGUUGCGUCAGUAGCGCCCUCCAUGUCCAUGCAAGGUAAUCAUAUUCCCCCGUUGUAUCUGGAUGGCCACGUUUUUCCUAGCCAGCCGCGCCUUGUACCCCCCAACAUGACCCAGCAACAGACCUACCAACAGGCGGCUGCAGCCCAGCAGAUUCCCAUCUCGUUGCACACGUCUCUUCAGGCUCAGGCUCAGUUGGGGCUUCGUGGAGGUCUACCCGUGUCUCAGUCCCAAGAGAUGUUCAACUCUAUUCCCCCCUUCAGAUCCCAGGUGUACAUGCACCCCAACCUGUCACAGCCCAGCCCCAUGGUGCUGUCAGGUGGAGCGCCUCUCAAGGGGCCCUACUCUGCUUUCCCCGGCAUGCAGCCCUCCGACAUGGUCAAGUCACAGUCGGGCUCACACUAUCAGCCUAUGAAUGGUAGCCAGCAGCUGGUCUACGACAGCCAGAUGAACCAGGGGCCCGGUAUGGGUUCCUCCCAGCUAAUGGACUCUCAGCUCAUCCAGGUGACCAUGCCCCUACCCGGCUCUCAGCUGCGCUAUGGCUCUGCUCAGCAGCACCUCAUCCUCCCGCAGUCGAUCCAGCUGCAGCAGGGACAGAACCUGUCAGUUGGGGGCCCACGCCGGAUGAUGCCACCCGGGUCCCAGCCUGGGGUCAUGACCGGCGGCCGAGAGGGCUCACAGAUGGAAAUGAAAGGCUUUCAGUUUUCUGACAAGCCCAAUCAUUCCCCAGGAAUGUCCGGAGGGUCCUACAGGCCUGGUUCGGCCAGCCCCAGUGGGAAGCCCUCUGGUCCUGGGGGCCAAAUGACACAUUUUCAGCAGGUGAUGCACAUGCGCCCUCCCCCCAAUGGCCCUUUCCCUAAUCCCAUUCAGAGACCAGUCAUGCAGGUCAACAAGCCUGUCAUCAUCCGCCCCCCCCCUUACCCCAAUCCUGGCCGUGACCUUUCCCACUCCACCCCUCCCUCGGUGCCCGAUCCCUCUAAAGGGCCAGAGGAUGGCAUGAAGAAUAAAACCAUGCGAGAAGUACGCAAGGCAGUGGGGGAGGCCAAGAUAACAUCCGGGGCCAUGACCAGCAAAUUCCAGGAGCCCCCGCCCUCCACAGGGCACGCCAAACCAGCGCGCUCUGGAGCCAUCAAACCCCACGCUGUCAAAGUAGAGAAGGGCAAGGCAUAACAAUGGACCUUUGGAGAUCCUCACCACCCCUCCGCCCGCCAACACAAGCCCCCCGUCCAACGCGUGAGCCUUCCAACACCCGUCCCGAGGCUGCGUGGAAAAGGGGGCUCGCGUGCAGGCGUCAUAAUGAAAUAACCCCCGUUGAACUAUCCGAACCGGACACUAUUAUUUCACAUCACGUAUAGAGAUAUAUAAAUAUAUAUAUAAAUAUAUACAUAGACACACGCAGUCUUUUAAACAGAUCUCUUCAAGGUCCUCUUUAAUUUAUUAUUAGUCACUUUUAAGAGAUUGGUAAAGAGAAAAGAUAUUGUUUUUUUUGUGUGUGUGUGUGUUUCCCGAGGUGGAGAAAGAAAAAUGGCCAACUCAGACAGAUGGUUCAUUUUUCAUAACAUUUUGCCAAACUGUAUUUACUCUUUAUGGACUGUAGCUGAUGACACCACGCAGACUCUUGAUACAUCUAUGACAAGCAAAGUCUGUUAACAUUUUUUUUUCUUCUUUUUUUUUAAAUGAAAUUCUAAAUGCAGUGGGGAACUUUUUGUCAUUUUUCAUUGACGUUUUUGCUGGUAAUUAAAAAGCCCGGAAAAAAAAUAUCCCCCAAUUUGUGGACAUCCUUGCAUGUCAACAUGUUAAAGGUCAAGUGCAUCGCCCUAGAAAUAAAUCCCCCGGGGUGCUCGACCCCAAACCUCCGGUCACGUUCUUUCACCUUUUCUUUGUUUAGUUGUUCUUUUGCUCGCUCUCUUCUGUAUGUAAAUUUAAAACUAAAAGUUGGGACAUUUUUACCAAAAUCAUGUUGCUUCCACGAAACUUCACCGGCCUUGGCGCGGCGUGUGCAUGUGACGUGCUGAACGUGUGUAGACAUGCGGGACACCUUUUUAGAUCCGAGCGCCAUCUCACAAAGACUGUACCUGAACUCGGCAUUCGAAGCGCUGCCAUCGGCUGUGGAUGCUUUUGCUCAACCGAGCUGGCAGCAACAUUUCCUGGGCUCAUUGUGAAGUUUUUGUGUGGGGGGGUCAGGGGGGCAUUGGCAAUUGCUGUAAAGGUGACCUCCCCCCACACACACACACACACACACUCCCUCUCCCCAAAAUAGCUUGAUUGAAAUGUUUGCUUUCUUAUUGCUGUGUUUUGGGUUGUAACAAAUCAAAUCUGUUAAUGAACAUUCGAUGUACGUGAUGAUUUUUACAUCCCUCAGUCUGGGACGUUUUAGCUUUGGGCUUUAAAGGCCCAUAAGUCUUUUUCUCUAAUUCCGUUAUAAUCCCAUUUAACGGCACUCUGGAGACCUUCGAAGGAACCGAUUCGUCACCACCUGGUUAGUCAGCAUCUGGUCUCUGAGUUGGCACUAGCAAUAAAUGCAGUCUAACUAUUAUCCCAGUCAGGGUCCAAUUAACUUCUUUUUUUUUUGUUAGAAGCUAAUGGAUCGCAGAGGAGGUGUUUAGCAUUGCUUGUUGAGUGAAUUGUUUUGCUUCAGCUUUGUUUUGUGAGCUGUGCCGUUCCAGAGGACUACGAAGGACUUUUAAAGUGUUUAAAAUGUGAAGCUGUUGGAAUCAUCAUUCAAUUUUUUUUAUUUUUUUUUGAAACUCAAAAUGUCAAAACUGGUUAAAUGUCAACAACAGCACUGCUUACCAUAACGCUCCACGACACUACAAAUGUUGCGAAUUAUCUUUGACAAGUUUUACUGUACAGUCGAGCCUCGUCAGCGAGGGGAGGCUCAGACCCACGUUUCAUCUUUACAUACUGUGGCACUAUAAAGGAUUUAACAUUGAAACUUUUUUUUUUUUUGCUUCUCAUCCCUCACCGCAAAAGAUCCUGAUGCUUCUCAUCACCGUUCGUGCACCGAAACAUCGCCCUGACUCUUUUGUUUUGUACUUCUAAGAUGCAUAUUUCAUUUUGUUAAAGGACCAGCGCUUUCUAUAGCUGAUCCAGCGUUCUAUUUAUCCUACUUGAUCUUUAUCCUUUCAGAUAUUUGGUCAUUACUCGCCCUUGUUUAAAAAAGAAAAAAAAAGAGCUUAUUGAAAGAAAAGAAAUAAAGCAGUUGUGAUUUCUUAAAUGUACUGUGGAUUCUGUAUUCUCACUUUGUCAUAUUAAAACCAUGCAUCAAA